UGGGGCCAGAUGGUCCCUCCCUAGAGUCGGCUUUUCACAUGAGCGCACACCCAGAACGCUUGCAGAGGAAAAGCACACUCUGCUGACAAAAGUACUGCAGUUUGACACUUUUUCUGUCUGAUGACCAUGAGGAUGAGGCUUCAUUCCAGCUGCCACAGGUGUUCCGCGAGAUAAAAAAAAAAAAAAAAAAAGUUAAAUGCACAUCAAUCUACACGCACGGACGUCCCAGCUUGCCAUCCACCGUGACCAAGUUGGCUCUGCGUGGAUGGCAUCACUAUACCAGCUCCAAGAUGGCAUUUACAGUAGUCAACGCCACUGAGGAGUUGCUUGCCGAGGUGGAUAUAUGUAUGUUUGAGAAUAAUAGUCGCCAUGAGGUCGUCCCGUCCAUUGUCUGCUUCGUCUGCCUUUCAUUCGGCCUCAUCUACUGCUUCCUGGGGUACCGCUGUUUCAAGAUGGUCAUCUUCUUUUCUGGCUUCCUGUUCGGAUCAACAUCUGUCCUCUGGCUGUACCACAGUGAGACCCUGCUGCAAGUUCACCCGGGGGCCGAGACCAAAACCGGGAUUGGCCUAGGCGCCGGGGUGCUCUGCGGCCUGGCGAGCAUGCUGGUGUCGACGUUGGGUCUCCUCCUCUGUGGCCUCCAGCUGGGCUGCCUGCUCUCCUGCACCACCCUAGUGAUUAUUGGACAGUUUUACAGUGUCACGCCCGUGUGGGUGCCCCUCAGCGUCAUCAUGGCUGCUGGCAUUGCCACGGCUGUGCUCACACUGCAGUGGCAGAAACUGUUUGUCAUCAUAUACACAUCUUUUUUUGGUGCCACCACUGUGGUGCUGUGUGUGGAUUACUUGCUGGGCGCCUUUAUGCUGCUCGAUCAGGUUUAUGAUAUGUUUUGUCAAGCAUCCCCACUUCCACUCUGCUGGUUCAACUGGGUUAUAACUGGAAUUUGCCCUCUUUUCGGUCUGACAGGCGUGUUGACACAGUGGAAUUUUACUUCCAAAGGAGCAUCACAUACAAAGGCUGCGCAUAAAAAUCGGAAGAAACAUGCCAAGAAGCAUAAAUACGCAGAAUUCAGAAGAAGACAACAUUACCGUCGGCGUGGGCCUCCGCCUCUAAAACGCUACGCUGGGGACGUCCUUGCACCGAGUUACCUGCGCAGCCUGCAGGAGCGCCAGGCGGGAACGGGCUCGUCCACUAGCAGUGACAGCACCAUCACACACACUCUCAUCGACUUUGACUUUGAAACAGGCUCCAUGGUGUCUUUGACUGCAGCCUCGCCAGCUUGUAUGGUGUGAAGUGAUUCAUAACAGGGAACUGCAGUUACCUAGAUGGGACAGUCCCAUUCUUGCAUAUUUUUUGCACAUGCAGACAUGCUUGGUAUGAUGAAUAUGAAAUAUUUCAUUAUACUAAAAGAAAUGUUUUAUUCAUUUAAUCAUGACUCCACUAUACAGUUAAAAAUAUGUGGCACACAUGUCAUGUGUGGGUUCACUGUAACAUGCAACAUACACUAUUGGAAAUAUAAAACAAACAACAAGGCCCUUUCUUUGCAAAAAAAAAAAAAGAUUUAUUUUAAGAUAUUAACAUUUAUUUAUUUUUGAACACCCCAAACAUAGCUGAAUAUAUUGGCAAUGUAAAUGUUUGUAAAUUACCACACAACACUAUCAACAAGAUCCAACCAUCCAUUUUCUGAGUCGCUUCUCCUCACUAGGGUCGCAGGCGUGCUGGAGCCUAUCCCAGCUGUCAACGGGCAGGAGGCGGGGUACACCCUAAACUGGUUGCCAGCCUAUCGCAGGGCACAUACAAACAAAACCAUUUGCACUCACAUUCACACCUACGGGUAAUUUAGAGUCUCCAAUUAAUGCAUGUUUUUGGGAUCUGGGAGGAAACCGGAGUGCCCGCAGAAAACCCACGGAGAACAUGCAAACUCCACACAGGCGGGACCGGGGAUUGAACCCGGGUCCUCAGAACUGAACCCGGGUUCUCAGAACUGCUCUAACCAGUCGGCCACCGUGUCGCUAUCAACAAGAUGAAAAAACAAAAACAUAUUGCAAUAGAAAUAGUAAAUAUAGUAUAUUUUUUAAACAUGAAGCAACGGUUUUGACAGAUGAUUUUGCAACCAUGCUUUACUGUUUAAAAAGCAACAAUAUGUAGUAGUUUCAUAAUCCACACUAACUUGUAAUACAGUAGUGCCUUGAGAUACAUGCUUCAUUUGUUCUGUGACCACACUCGUAACUUAAAACGCUUUUAUCUCAGAUAGUCUUCCCCCAUUGAAAUAAAUGGAAAUAUCAUUCAUGCCAUUUAACUUACAAGUUGAAGCAAAAAAAUAAUAAUCUGAACGAAGGCUCGUAUCUCGAAAACCUCGUAAGUUGUGUCACUCGUAUCUUGAGGUGCCACUGUAUAUGGGAAAUCAGCAUCUGCCAUGCCAUUGUGAGGUGGGUACACUUUGCACUAUAUAUGUUUAGGCUCUGUACGCCUUCCUUACUUUUUUUCCUAUCACACCCAAGAAUUAUUGCACCAAAAGUUAUGGUUUUGCAUUGGUAGUCUUGAGAUUUCGUUAUACCCUGCAACCUGUGCCAGAUAUGACAACAAAACUGAGCCUGUUUUGUUUCUGUCUUUUGUAGGUAGUGUUCUUUUCUUUGUACACACCCACGUCACUGGCAAAAUUACCUUUUUGUUCAAGAAAUAAAAAAACAAGUCAUCACUGAAAUAACUUGAAAGUGGCAUUUACUGAAAUUCAUCUUGACAGGUCACAAUGCUUGUGCACGUCGGUUAAGUUUGUGUUGAAUCACUAGUGCCCCCUGGUGGUAGUGUUUACAAGCAUUUGAAAUACCCUGAGGCACUUCCCAAGAGUUUGGGGAUCAUAGCUUGUGGUAAAUUUAUGGCUUAAACUGGUAAUACAGGCAAUUAUCACUUUUAGUCAAUUAUUCAUGGCUUUUCACCAGUGGUGCCUUGAGAUACAAGUUUAACAAGUCAGGUCACUCAAAUCUCAAGGCACCGCUAUUUUUUCCAGUCGGGCUCAGUCUCAAUGCUACGCAAAGAGCAGGGGUCCAACUGGAGUUCAAUCUGCUGCUUAUGAGCCAAAAAAAUCAGAACAAGAUCAUUUUGUUGCAGCAUGUACUUUUAAUAAAGAUGGUGCCUUGGCUGUGAUCAUUCAAAAAGCACACACGUCAACAAAUCACUUCCUUUCUCAUUGUUUUUUAAAAGGUAUAAAAUGGAAGAGACAGAACAUAGGUUGUUUUUUUAAAGAUGUUUACAACUGAACAUCGGGGCCAAGCUGAGUGUAAAAUGUAAAUAAAUGGGCAGACUUGGCAUGAGUCACUACUCAGUGUUCAUCAUGAAGACGUAAAAUGGAGGCUGGAAUCACAGAGGAUGACGUCAACCAAGUUUGUCCGUUCUCACGAGUGGCGUUCCAGCUGCUCUAAUUCGUCUCGCAGAGCUGCUGCCCUGGCCAACUUUUCCAACUGAUCCUGCGUUGGCUGCUUUAUUUCCCCUGAGUCCACCUUCUGCUGCAGUUCCUCCACCUGACGCAGCUUCUUUCUCAUAUUCUUAAUUUUCUUGGCUUUUUCCACUGCAGGGGAAUCCUCUGCCACCGCCACCUUGAAUGAGUGCGCACCGCCCUGUGAGAUGGUCACAUUCUCAACAGCAUCAGCGAGCGACGCCACGUCGACCUCGUUCUCCUCCAGCUCCUGCUGCUGCUGCUGUUGUUUUCGCUUUUCUUUACGUUUCAGGUUGCGUUUGACUGACUUGGAGAGACCAGCGGUGUCGUUGUCCGCACAUCCCGGGAUCUUUAGCUGGUGUGGUGGCUCGGCAUCAGAUGCACUCAGGCCUGGUGGAAGACCUGGUUUAUUCUUGAAGAACUUCACGUAUUUGUUUUCAUAACUGAAACACAAAGAGCGAAUCCGAACAUUACAAAAAUAAAAACACAUAUCAUCCCAUAAAGCUGUUGGGAACAAGUUCACUUACACUGGGACCUCUUCUUGGGGGACGUAGCCUUCCUUCACCCGCCGCGGUUUCCUCCACGUACCGUCCGGUCGCUGUGUGGCGGCAAUGUAUUUUCCUAAAGAACAACCACAAAUAACAUUGAAGGUAACUGUCAAGGACGCAAACACAAUUAUAAAGCUUACAUUUGUUCCAUUAACACACGGGAUAUAAAAAGUCUAUGCACCUCAGUUCAAAUGCCAGAUUUUUUGUUAUUAAAAAAAUGAGACCAAGAUAAAUUAUUUAAAAACUUUUUGCAUCAUUACUGUGGCCCAUAAACCGAACAACUCAAUUGAUAAAGAAAAAUAAAAAAUUAAAUAUUUUAGAGAGGAACAAAUGAGGUAAUGUGGUUGCACAAGUAAAUACAGGUACAGUACAUCAAUGAAUUCGAAUGGUGUCAAAAGCUUAAUUUAGUUGGGUAGUUUAAUUAAAAUUCCAUAUUAUAGAGAGGCACGACACAGUGAAAUAGUUCAUGAUUUUUUCAUAUAUACAGUACUGUGUAUUGGCCCCUUUCCUCACUUUAAGAUCAUCAAACAAAGAUAAAUAUCAGACAAACAUAG
Phycodurus eques (leafy seadragon) is the source of this 4529-nucleotide messenger RNA. RefSeq names its product transmembrane protein 198-like. Lineage: Eukaryota; Metazoa; Chordata; Actinopteri; Syngnathiformes; Syngnathidae. The transcript has 5 exons. The coding region runs from base 291 to 1286 and encodes 331 amino acids. Gene Ontology annotation, cellular component: plasma membrane. The record is from RefSeq and is a predicted model, not a curated record.